CAAGAAAGACCUAAAUUUAACAAAUUAAUUUUAUCAGAUAUUGCUAUUCAUUUAGUUUUUACAUCAAUUCAUACUGGUCAAAUUAGAAAUUUAAUUGGAAUUGCACCAUUUGCAGGAAUUGAUGUUAAUGAACUUAAUGCUCAACAAUUAAUGAAUCAUUAUAAAAUUCCUGUUGCUGGAGGUGAUACUAUGAUGACUCCCCUACUUUCAAAAAUGGGAUUAAAUUUUUAUCUUGUUAGAAUUUGUGAUAAAGAUUUAGCAAAAAAAAUACAAGAUGAUGUAACACCAGCAGACAUUCUCAAAAAUUUAGAAAAAUUAGAUAAUCCAGAAUUAAAAGAUAAUUUCGAUAUUUUAGCAACAUACUAUGGUGAAAUUUCUUGUGAUAAUACUGAUGAACAAAAUGUGUGCAUGCUUCCUGAAGAAGAUGAAAUAAAUACAAAUAUAUUUGAUAUAGCAAAUUUUGCAUUAAUCAUGAUAGUCGAUUAUAUGCAAGAUCCUAGAUAUAUUACAGAUCUGAAUAGUUAUUUCUUAGGCCAACAAUUUUUAUUUAAUGCAGGUCAAACAGAUGAGAAAAUGCUACCACCACCUCAAGCAAAACAACCUGAACAAACUCUAGCUUCAGAUUUAUUUAAUCAAUUAAAAAAAGAAAUUGAAGAAACACAAAGAUCUAAUACUAUUAAAUUAAUCAAUAAUGGUAAUUUAGACAAUAAAAUUAAAAAUACAAAAUUAUCAUCUAAUCAAACUGAAGAAUUACAAAAAUUACGAUUAUCAAAAUUGGAUAAAUUAUGUCUUAAACAAUACAAUACUAUUGAUAAUGCCAAAUAUCUUAAUAAUAAUCAAAAAACUGAAUUAUAUAGACUUCGAAACAGUCAAAAAUGGGAAAUUCAAGGAUCAAAAAAAUUUGAACAAUAUAAAUCAGAAAUUGAAAAUGAAGCAAUUAUUUCUAAUUUACUUGAUAGAAAAUCAUAUGAUAUUUUAAUAUCAAAUGAUAGUUUGUUAACAGAACAACAAAAAAAUCAACUUUAUACAUUAAGAAAACAAAAAAUUCAAAUCUUAACAAAUAGUUUAUUUGAUGAACUUAAAGAUAAUAUAAAAAAUGAAUGUGUUUUGAGUAAAUUAGAAGAUAAAGGAUACUAUGAUAAUAGAAUUAAUGAAAUUCAAGAUGAAUUAUAUGAUGUUAAUUCAGAAUUAAUCGAUACCAUUCAAGAUUUAAAUGAACUUGGUGAUAAUUCAGAUCUUGCAAAUGAUAUAUUGAAAUUAAACCAAACUUUACUUACUGGAGAUAGAAAUAUAA
Racocetra fulgida is the source of this 1294-nucleotide messenger RNA. NCBI's taxonomy places the organism in Eukaryota, Fungi, Glomeromycota, Glomeromycetes, Diversisporales, Gigasporaceae. The record is from the annotation of a GenBank genome assembly.